Parathielavia appendiculata is the source of this 919-nucleotide messenger RNA. RefSeq lists its product as uncharacterized. The coding region runs from base 166 to 717 and encodes 183 amino acids. NCBI's taxonomy places the organism in Eukaryota, Fungi, Ascomycota, Sordariomycetes, Sordariales, Chaetomiaceae. The transcript has a single exon. The record is from RefSeq and is a predicted model, not a curated record.
GCCCUACAAAACCAUGUAAAGUGACGUCAAUUUCGAAUUUACGAUCGAGAUUAACGUCCCCAAUUCGUGUGUCUCACGGCUGUGGCGUGCUCGGCGCAGAGAACAUCAGGGCCGUCGCGUUAUGGCUACGCGCGGUCCUCUCGAAGGAGGAGCGAGAUACGGAUAAUGUUGGUAGGAAGUGUGGCCAAGGCGGCGCGCGUUUGUCGCGAGAGCUUCAACAGCACAGUAUGGAAAGAAGUGGACUUCGAGGCUUCGGAUCGGAUCCACUACACCGGACUUCAAGUUUGUGUGGUUCCUUUUCUUUUCCUCUCUCUGUCUCAUGUUGCUGACUGUGGCAGGCUGCACAGCUUGCAGAGCAGGAUGGAGGACUCCAAUUUCCAAUAUCACCUGUUCCUAAUCAGACGCUGCAAAGACCGGAUUUCUGUUCCAUGCACACAAAGGUUUGAGCAACUCGUCCAAGACACUUACAGAAACGUGGAUAACUCGGCACCGGCAUCGCCAGUGGUAGGAGAGUGGGGACUGUUGACACAAAGCAUUGGUCCACGGGUAUUUGCGUGGGCACGCAUCGUCAGGGUGGGGUCGGCGGGACCGGCAAGGCUGUCGCGCGCGGAUCCGUCGUUGCGAUAUACUCUAGCAGGGGUUCAAAGAGGUGAUUGGGAUGUGCUACGGAUACGGGGAGGUACCGGUCAACCUCUGUUGGUUGGUGUUUUACAGUGAAUCCCGUUUGUCAAGUGAUGAAACUCCUGUGCUCCGAGUAACUCAGAUUCAGCUCCCUUCAGAGAUAUACUGUAUAGACGGUUGCAACAACACCUCUGACGGGAGGCAGCGACAUCGAUAUUGAGCAAUGAGGAGGGGCGAGCUGACAUGUGUCAACCCAAACUGUGUAUAUUCAUAAUAUCUCGCCAUCCGAGAGGAGAGC